This is a messenger RNA of Photinus pyralis (common eastern firefly), 5633 nucleotides long. RefSeq names its product thyroid adenoma-associated protein homolog (gene THADA). The coding region runs from base 139 to 5559 and encodes 1806 amino acids. Gene Ontology annotation, biological process: tRNA methylation. The transcript has 20 exons. The record is from RefSeq and is a predicted model, not a curated record. Gene Ontology annotation, cellular component: cytosol. NCBI's taxonomy places the organism in Eukaryota, Metazoa, Arthropoda, Insecta, Coleoptera, Lampyridae.
AACGUAGAACUUAACCUAACCUAGUAACCUAUCUUUUUUAAAAGUAAACAUGUUGAAGUCUUUAUCUCUCGUCUUGUAACACCGAAUUUACUCUACGUUAAAUUAUUUCAAAAUUCCGUUGCAUUGCAUGUGUCAAUUAUGAAACCUAGGAAGAUUGUGGGUCCUGUUUUUCGAAGAUCUUGCUCAUGUAUUUCUGAGUGUAGAUCUAACAAUUCCAAUGAACAUUUUCGAUAUAUCAUUGAAAAAUGUAGUGAAACUACUGAGUGUUGUCUUCAGCAGGAAUCCGUCAAAAGACUUUCAGAGUACUUAAAAUCUGCACUGGAAAAUGAAGAGAAAAGUAAAGCAAGAAAAUUGCUUGCUCAUAUGUAUUUAUCUUGCACUGCAAAGCAUCCCAUUAAAAAGUCAGUAACACGUAUUUUGCUACCUUAUGAAGAUAAUCACGAAUUAUGUGAAGAAUUCUCUAGGUCUAUGAAGUGUAUGAUACAAGUACACAUAAAGAACGAGGAUGUAGAACGGGAAGAUACGGAUCAUUUUAUCAACUCAUUAUAUACAAGUUUUGACAUAUUAGCUGCUAGAAUUGCAAUUUUGGAAAAUGUGCAUGAAUUAUUUAGUCGCUCUUGUACGUUUCUGAAUGAAUUAGUGGAGAACUUGUGGGAACGCUCUAAGGAUAUUUUAAGUUCGCAGUUGUUACACACUUACCUGUAUAAUACCACAAAAUUUCUUCUGUGUCUUUCACAAAAUUAUAACACCUCAAACAUUAGUCUGAAUGAUAAAAUAAGUUUAAUCAAAAGUUUGUAUGAACUAAUUCUUCAUAUAAAUGUGGCAUAUGAUGUGAAAUGUAACAGUGGUCACAUGAUGGUGAUGUUAUGCAGUACAACACCUGAAAUGUUUCCUGAUGGUGGUUGGUUUAAAGAGCAUCCUUAUCUUGAACUGUUAAAAGAGACUGGAAGCUCAGACUUUUUUCGUCAUCUGGGAAUGAGAGCUGUAGGUGACGCCUCAAUGAAGGAGCUCUUAAAUGUGUGUCUGUAUAUAGGAAUUUCUAUUGUUGCUCCAUCUGACGUAUUAUACAAAGGUAGAAUUGGACAUGAAAUCAUAUUGUGCUUCAUGUUACAAAAGUUGAUUCGUUCAGCUACAAGUUCUGGUAUUAAAACGAAUAUCUCCCGAAUGAUGGGCAUUUCUAAAGCAAUCACCACGCUUUCUUCACAUCUUUCUUACUUAGAAGUUGAUGAACUAUCCAAUAUCUACAGACAGUGUUUAGAUUACAUAAACGUUUACAUUGAUGAUGUUCCUGAUGUUGUCAAAAAUAAUACUCAAGCAAUGUUCAAAUCUCUGAUAAAAGUUACUCUCAAAGCUAAAGCUCAAGGAUGCUCAGAUUAUUUUAAUACACUAUUCAAAUGGGUGAACGAUCUUGGGGAGUGCUCUAAUUUUUAUGCCAUUAUUAUGGUUUUAUGUUCCGAAGUUGGUUGCAGCGUUGUGCUGCAACAACAUAGUAACCUACCUGUGCAGAUGCUUGAUGAUGUUAUAUGUUCCGGAAAAGCAGCAAAUGUAGUGACUAGUUAUGAAAGGUUAAUGAAAAUACAUUGGAAGGAAGUUCAAUCUUAUGAGCAAUGGUUACAAGCGUGGGUAGAAGAAAUUGUAGCACGUUUAGCAAAUUCUGAUGAACCACAGCAGAUAUUUCAAGAACUGUUCAUAGCAGCUUUCAAAAUUGAUUCCAAAGCAAUAACUUCAUUAAUUAAGAAGCAACACCUCAGUACUGAUUCUGAAAUAUUGGCACUACUGGGCUGUAUUCACUAUUGUCGCAAAAAUGGAAUAGAUGUUAAUUUAUCUGGUUAUUGCACGAAGUCCAAUGGUUUCUGGCGGAAUUAUCUAGAUUAUCAGACUUUAAACAUUUUGAAAACUCAUUUAAAUGACGAGAUCAGAAUUUGCAUAUUGGCCAUCGUUGUAAACAGUCAUAGUAGCACGGAAGUCUUCAGUGAAUGGGAGCUAAAUUUUUUGAUUGAGUAUUGUUACUACAAUGUAAGUGUACCCAAUGGCAGUUUCCGUCAAAAGCUAAUUUCGUGCACAAAGAAAGUAAUGAUGCGCAUUAAAGACGUUACAAAUGUCUUUGAAAAUAAAAUACUAUCCGCAAAAUCUCUCAGUUCAGACGACUUGAGAGAGAAAUUAUUACAGAAACUGAGUGCUGAUGUUACCCCAGUUCUAACUGCUUAUGCAAAUUUUUGGAAAUUCCUCUUUGGAAAAGUACUACUGCCUGGUAUUUAUUUAGACUCCAAUUACGACCGAAAAGCAACCUGUUUGGAAAUAUUGUAUUUCAGUUCGACAAUGAUGCCUAAACAGAACUUUGAAAAAUUGUGGAAGCACGGCGAUGUCGAAAAUCUAAAGCACAUCUUGGAGUAUGACACCUAUGAGCAAAACAAGGAGACUGCUUCAAAAUUAUUAGCCGAAUUCUCCACAUCGUUCUUUAAUUUCAAUGACAAAGAUGUCAUCUCUACGUAUCUUGAUCAGUGCUUAUCAAUGGCGCUGAAUAUUAAACCUUCCCGAACAAUUUCUGCCGCAUACAUGAUAAACCUAAGUCUUAAAGUACCGGGCAUAUGUGAUAUCAUUCUUCAGAAAAUCAAAAUUCGAGAUCCAACCAUUUUCAAGGACAGCGAAAAUAUUUUAAGUGAUGCAACAUAUUUGAUGGUUGUUUUGUUGGAAUUGGAAUUGCGAGAUUGCUUGCGAAGUGCUCAAGAGCACAUCCAUCAUGCAGUUACAACUAAGCCAACGCACGGACUUUUAUUUAGUAUUAGAUAUAUAUUAAAAAAUUUUAAUCCGAGGAAAAAGUGCAGCUUUCUUUAUUGGAAGAUGUUGAUAAAAAGAUUAAUAUUCCUUUGUCUUGAAGUUAGUGAAGUGGCUAAUACCAUAGUUUGCAAUGAUUCACCUGAAGGGUAUGUGCCAGAUGAUUCCGAUGUUUACAGUGAUGAUACCGCUAAGUCACAAGUUGUAACAGUCUAUGGAUGGCGGGCAACGAAAGAAAUAUCGCUGCUAUUUGGAGAGCUUGCACAAUUUUCUUCUAAUAAAGAUAAUGGCGCGCUCGUAAAUGAGGACCAGCUACGGUGUCUGGGGAAAUACUUUUUUGAUUUGCUGAUCAAUACCAAACAUCGUGGUGCUUUUGAGCAAGCUUCUGUUGGAUUUUCAAAUUUGUGCUCUGUAAUUUGGAGAUUAGAAGGAACAUCUGUUAGUUCAUUACCAGCACAAUGGCUUGGUGACAUAACUGCAAUAUUAAAUGGUGCUUCAUUCGAAGGUGUCAAAUCAUGCGAAACUCGUCGAAGUGCAGGCAUACCAUUUAUGGUGCAGGCCAUUUUAUCCACAGAACCUAUUACCGCAAGUAGCAAACUGUUUGAAAAAUGUAUGAAUGCUUUAUUGGACAUUUGCGGCAACAAUUCAUUACCAUUCGAGCAGCGAGUACUUGGACUAAAUAUAUUAAGAGCAUUAUUCCGUCAUAACCAGUUAGGCGAAGUAGUGAUGCCACAUUGUGCUCAUGGACUAAAAAUUGCAAUAAGGGGUUUCAGUUCAAGUGCUUGGGGUAUACGUAACUCUUCAACUCUUCUUUUCUCUGCCCUUAUUAUGCGAAUAUUUGGAGUUCAAAGAUUGCGUGAUAUGGAGCUAAUCAGCAUAAAAAAUAAGAUGCAAGGUCAAAUAUUUUUUGUGCGAUUUCCAGAUCUUUUCAAGUUUUUACUAGAACAACUUGAAGUUGCAUCUCAUGAGGUGUAUCAUCCGUCCUUAUACCCAAUUUUACUUGUUUUAAAUCGGUUAUAUUCCAACAAAGAAACAUUAGAUCGAGUACAUUUAGAUGCGUUUCUACCCUACAUGGAAUUUUUUUUAAGUAAUCCAUCACAUAAAAUUCGUAAUUUGGCUGCUCAAGCCACCGCUAGUUUAAUUGAAAUAAAUAAAUUACCUCAUGCUGUUGUAUCAACUAUAGUGAGUCUUACUGAUGCUACAAUAUCGAAUAAUUAUUGCCAUGGACUUUUGCAAAAGUUCCACUAUCUUCUGCAUUCGCCUUAUAACACUAUACCAUAUAUAAAUAUUGAAAAAUUUGUCGAAGACACAUCAUGGAUUCUUUUACUUUGCGGUCAAAAUGUGCAAUGGAUUACUGGAGUGUAUUAUUUGGAGACGUUGCUUCAUUUAAUCAUCAGAUAUGAUCCAGACUUUCACAAUAUUAAAGUCUUUAAAACAAUUAUGAAAAUUUUAUGGUUUCAAGAAGAACAAGAAUGGAUAAAAAAUGUCACUAAAAAGUACAACGAACGCGUACUCGUUCUAAAACUGGCAUACAUUUUACAUGUCAGAAAUCAUUCCGGUUCGUUAACAGAAGCCGAUUACAAAGAAAUAAUAGAAGGCGAUCUAAGUAACUAUGCUCAUUUGCAACAUAUGGCAUUAGUGUACCUUAAUUAUAUGAAAUUUAUGGAACCUGUGUAUAAAAAUUACGAAUUAUGUUUGGAAGACGAUUCGGAAUACUCAGUUAUCUGUGAUCAUUUUUUGAAACCACUAAGUGACGAUUCAAAAUCUUUUUUAUAUUCUAUUCUGCUUAGUACUCUGUGGAAAUCGAUUGAAGAUAACACAGAAAACAUUCAUUGUGCCAUUGAUACCUUAUUGUUGCACGAUUUAACAGAUUUGCAAAAAGCUACAGUUUAUCAGCUUAUACAGAACAACGCUAAGAGAUAUAUGAAAAGUUCAGACGAGGAAUUUUAUUGCUUUAUUUUGGCUUACUUAAGUAAUAAUAAUUGUAAUCAGCGUGGUAAUUUUGGUAAUUUGAUUCAUGUGUUUCGCAAAUGUGCUUCACCAAUAGCUGAAAAUUCACUUCGAUUGGUUUUAUCCAAGUUUUUGGUAGCAAACCGUAGGUUGUUUUAUUGGACCGAUAGUAUAUUGCAAGGAACAGAUUUAUAUCAAAUAUGGGAAAUUGUUUUUACUUUACUCGAAGAUGAUGAUGAGGAUGUUCGUAAUACCGUCUGUCAAUUAAGCCAACAGAACUUGGGUGCAGAUGAUUCUAAUUUUUCUCUAUUGUUCCAAUUGAGAGUUGAUAUUCCAGAGUACACAAGAGACUUACUACUAGAUCAAAUGGUUAAUGUGCUACCAAAAGAGAGUAGUUUUAAAAUGUUACUAUCUCUGUGCCUCCGCUCGAGAUUUAUAACAAAUGAUAAUUUAUCAGAAGUGUUUGAAGAAGGAGCAAUUAAUACGCAUAUAGAAUACUGGCCAAUUGCUAAGAGCGCCUUAAAGAGGUUAGAAUAUUUACUGUGUGAAGAUGAAAACAUUAAAUCUUCUAAUCUCAAGGAUUCAAGAAUAUUACGUGCUCAAACUUUACACAAUGUCAUUUCUCACAAUGAGUUUCCUUUAAUUUCCAGUGCUACUAAAUCUAAUUUAUGUGCAAUUUUGGAAGAUAUUAUUCACUUUAGAGUCGCUGAUAGUGGAUGUAAUAUAGAAAAAGAGUUUUUAAAUAAUUUAAAACAUGGCAUUCCAUCAAAUUUAGACAGUUCUGAAUCAUUAAGAAUCAAAAUGCUGUUAACCCAGCUGUUUACAAUUUGUUAAAAUGACUUUUUUACAGUGUUUUUGUAUUUGUGAAUUUGUACCUGUUUACUAAAGUAAAUUACAAUGUACGUAUA